AUGUCUACUACGUACACAUCCAAACGACCGCUCUCGCCAUCUCCCAGCUCACCCCCAGCCAAGCGCCGAGCACACUCGCCCGAAGAAGGCGAAGUAGAGUCGACGUCUCCUCCCCGCCGACAAGUGGACUCGUACCGACCCCGAUACUCGCGGUCGCCGUCUCGGUCGCCUGUUACACGAAGACACCGGCUACCGCCCCGACCCUCAUCACCUCCUCCGAGAGAAUGGGAUAGGCGACAUGCGCAUGGAAGGAUACCAGGUCGGACACGUAAUCCGUAUGUUGAACAAGAAACGUUGAGACCGCUCGACACACCUGGAGCACCGAUUGCGGAGGAGCGAGUCGGGAUUGAGCAGCUGGGCGAAAAGGAAGAGGGCGAGGAAGAGGAUAGGAGGAGGAGACCGGCUAUUGACCCAAAGCUGAAUCUGGCGGUGGAAGAUACGAUUGCGCGAAUCGAGCGAGAGGCAAAUGAAGCGGAAGCAAAGCUGAAGGAGAGGCCAAAGGUACUGCGGCUGAGUCCUGACCAAGAGAUGCAAGCGUAUGGCCGCAAGUUUGUCGGAACAUCUCAGCUGCGUGAUUAUGCGAUCCUAGAAAAGCUUGGAGAGGGCACAUUCGGCGAAGUGCACAAGGCAACGCACACGGUCACCCGGAAAGUGGUGGCUUUGAAACGAAUACUCAUGCACAACGAAAAGGAGGGGUUGCCGGUGACCGCUCUACGGGAGAUCAAGAUACUGAAGAUGCUCAGUCAUCCGAGUGUGGUUCCGUUAAGCGACAUGGUCGUUGAAGCUUCUACGCGAGACAAAAAGGGGUCGAUCUAUAUGGUGUUCCCGUACAUGGACCACGACCUUGCUGGGCUGCUGGAAAACCCGAGCGUGAAGUUCUCACCGAGUCAGAUCAAACUGUACAUGAGGCAGCUGUUGGAAGGGACAGACUACUUGCAUCGGGUGCGUAUAGUCGUGUUGCCGGAGAUCGUUAUGUUUACGUCUGCGACUCCAUCCUCGCCGCUCCACAAUUUGCGCCUGACCCAUGCUUCGAUCGUUCCUUUUGGACUCAAUAACAUCCUCCACCGCGACCUGAAAGCGGCCAACCUGCUAAUAAAUAACCAAGGAUCGCUGCAAAUUGCCGACUUUGGUCUUGCGCGCCCGUUUAGUCGAUCUAAUCCUGGCUGGGAUCCACGGUCAACAUCCGAGUUUCCGUGGGACACUUCUAAAGGCGCAGCGCCCGAUGGGUCAAAAGGCCCCUCACCCUGGGACGGAUCCAAAGGGGGCCCUGAACGCGGCGGCGGAGGAGCAAAGUACACCAACUGCGUGGUGACACGAUGGUACCGCCCGCCCGAACUGCUGAUGGGCGAAGCGCGCUACGGAUGUGCGAUCGAUAUGUGGGGAGUGGGAUGCAUCAUGGGGGAAAUGUGGACGCGACGUCCGAUCCUGUGUGGUUCAUCGGAUUCGGACCAACUAGACAAGAUUUGGGACUUGUGCGGCACGCCAGACGAUGCGAGUUGGCCAGGGUGGAGAGAUCUACCUUCUGUGCCGAUGAUUGAACGCAAGUUACCCAACAAGAUCAAGACGUUUUUUAGAGAAGGGACGAGCAUGGAUGAAUUUGGGGUGGACCUUAUCGAGAAGUUGUUGGUGCUUAACCCGGCCAAGCGCUUGACUGCGUUCGAGGCAUUAGAUCACGAUUGGUUUUGGAAUGAACCGCUGUGUUGUGAUCCUGCGAGUUUACCAAAAUAUGUAUCGUCACACGAGUAUGAUAAACGAAAACACAAGGUCGAGGGACUUGGUGCGCCGUACGGUCCUCCAAACGGGUUUGGCCCAGGACCCAAUGGGUUUGUACCUGGCCCUGGUGGUCCUCCUGGUCCCAACGGGUUUGGCGCUGGGGGUCCAAAUGGAUUCGGCCCUGGUGGUCCCAACGGUUUCGGUCCCGGCGGUCCCCCCAACGGGUUUGGCCCUGGUGGCCCUCCCGGACCUGGAUUUGGACCAGGAGGACCAGGCUUCGGACCUCCUGGGCGACAAUGGGGUGGUGGAGGUGGUGGUGGAGGAUGGGAUCGAGGAGGACGAGGUGGGGGGAGAGGAGGAAGGGGGCGAGGCGGGAGAGGGCGAGGUGGUCAUGGUGGACAUGGGGGGUUCGACCGCCCACCUGGAGGACAUGGAGGACAACCAGGACAUGGUGGACCACUGGGACAUGGAAGCCAUGGAGGCCACGCAGGAGGCCCAGGAUAUGAUCGACCCCCGCAAGCGCAACAUCUUCCGCCCGACUUGAACGGACCGAGCAACUUUUCGGGAUAUUCUCGAGAUUUAGCACCAGGCGGGGGACUUCCACCUCCUCUGGGCACACAUAGUCGGGAACAUCGCCAGAUGAGAGAGCGGAAUAUGAACAUGCGAAAUAAUCCGGGCAGGGGAGGUGGGGGCGGGGGUACGGGUGGCAAGGCCCCUGGUGGUGCCGGAGGCACGGGCGGAGGGGACGGCGAAUUUUUGCCCUAUGGUUAA
Messenger RNA from Rhizoctonia solani, 2484 nucleotides. RefSeq names its product cyclin-dependent kinase. The transcript has 6 exons. Lineage: Eukaryota; Fungi; Basidiomycota; Agaricomycetes; Cantharellales; Ceratobasidiaceae. The record is from RefSeq and is a predicted model, not a curated record. The coding region runs from base 1 to 2484 and encodes 827 amino acids. Gene Ontology annotation, biological process: protein phosphorylation. Gene Ontology annotation, cellular component: nucleus. Gene Ontology annotation, molecular function: ATP binding; cyclin-dependent protein serine/threonine kinase activity.